AUGUCGAUCUCCUCCUGGAAGCCAGCACAAUCCAACAUGAUGAACUUUUCAGUUCAGGGCAUGAUGAACAAGCACCAAUGGAAGGAUAAGGUGGUGGUGGCACUUGUCAACAACGACACUAAGUUUCGUUCCAUGUACGAGUGUUGCUUUCUCUGGAUGGAUGUGGUGAUCUCGAUCUUGCAUUCAUACGUGUCAAAAAGGGUUGAUCAGAUGGUGGAUAGCGGGUUGGUGGAGGAAGGUAAGGCAUUUUUUGACCUAAAGAUUCAUGAUAAUGAUUAUGGGAUUAGACAUGCCAUUGGGGUCCCCGAGAUGGAUGAGUUCUUCCGGAGCGAGGGUCUUGUCGAUGGUAAAAGUAGGGCUAAGCUUAUUAAGGCAGCUAUUGAUGAAAUUAAGACGAACACUUGCAAAUUAGCUUGUUGUCAAGUUGAAAAGAUUUUGAGGAUGAGGGAGGAAUUCGAGUGGCAGAUGCAUCGGUUGAACUCCACAUAG
Sesamum indicum (sesame) is the source of this 489-nucleotide messenger RNA. NCBI's taxonomy places the organism in Eukaryota, Viridiplantae, Streptophyta, Magnoliopsida, Lamiales, Pedaliaceae. The record is from RefSeq and is a predicted model, not a curated record.